This is a messenger RNA of Fusarium vanettenii 77-13-4, 2058 nucleotides long. RefSeq lists its product as uncharacterized. The record is from RefSeq and is a predicted model, not a curated record. NCBI's taxonomy places the organism in Eukaryota, Fungi, Ascomycota, Sordariomycetes, Hypocreales, Nectriaceae. The coding region runs from base 1 to 2058 and encodes 685 amino acids. The transcript has 5 exons.
AUGUUGUGCCAUGGUUAUAACCAGUCGUACAAUUUCUCGGCGUCUCUAGUUCGGAAUAAAAACUAUUGCAAGGUUACUUGGAUCUGGUUUACUCGGCUUUUUAUCGCGUGCAAAUCUCGAAACAACCUGCCGCUCGUACCGAACGUGAAGUUGCAGCCGAAGUCCACUGUUGGACAGACAAUCAAUAGCAUAGAAAAAUGCUUUAAAUAUGAGCCACUACUAUCCGACGAGAUUCGCCUUUUGUCCGUCGCGCCGGGGGACUCAGAGCUCAUUACUUGCGAACUCAUCCAUGUCAGACUAGACAGCAAGCUCAAGUUCUGGGCGUUGUCGUAUGUUUGGGGCGCACCAGAAAAUCCCCCGCUGAUUGAGGUCAACGGGUGCUCCUUCGUGGUUACGAGAAAUCUGUACCACGCAUUGCAUGAAUACCGCCGGCAGUUCGUGGGGUGCGAUGGCGACACAAAUGGCGCAUUCAUCUGGAUCGAUGCCAUCUGCAUUGACCAGACUAAUCACAGGGAGAAGGCUAUUCAGGUUCCACGCAUGUCUGAGAUCUAUGGUAGAUGCGAACAUGUACUGGCUUGGCUCGGCCCUGUGGAUGAUGCUAAGCAGGACACUGUCUGUGAGUUGGCACAGAGGCUUGAGCAAUUUGGGGGUCGUGCCGACUCUCCGAGUGACGGCAACUUCGCAGACAGUCAAAUCAGCUCUUUUCGAGAAAGUUCCUAUACAAGUACUGAAGCUGCAGAAGAAGUCCAACGUCUGCGGCAGACACUGAUCGAUAUUGGCUCACGAACUUGGUUCCGACGUGUGUGGAUUCUUCAAGAAGCAGUCCUCUCUCAGAAACCACCGAUACUCCUAUGCGGACCACACGUCUUUGGCUACGACAUCUUCUUUAGGACUUGGGUUAGGCUCCUGGACCCAUCCAUAGAUGGACAACUACUCAUCACAUUCUUGGCCCGAAGCCCUGUCCGAUUUAAAGCUGUUGAGGGAAUCUACCAGAAGAUCCUUAACACAAGGCCCAAUCGAGAAAAAGGCGACCAAAAAGAGAAUGAGAGGCAGUGCGCGCUGGAUAUUCUCCAACUAAUUGGCGAAUCUACCGAGUUGAAGGCGACAGUUCCUCAUGACUACAUAUACGGACUUCUUGGGCUGCUUGACUGCAAUCCGUUACCCGAGGCAUUAUUUCCUGACUAUACGAAACCUUUCGAAGACUUGUAUCAUCGAUUUACGGCCUUUAUACUUGCCGAGACAAGAGACCCUCGGGUCUUGAAUCUUGGCGGUGUGGGCGGACUUGAGGGAGCCUGCAUUUCAUUGUCCGAGGACAGAAAGGUUCUCACAAUGCCCGCUAUCCUUGUCGGGAGAUGUGUCUCUGUGUUUGGUCCGAUACUACCUGACCCGACAACCGGAACGAUUGCGUCAUCUGUCUUUUUGGACUGUGACAAGGCAAUUAUCCAACCCGCUGCGGCGAUUAUACAGGCCACGAGAGUACAUGUAAUGCGCCAGUGGUUCAGAUACCAUCUUGCUGAUAUCUUUACUGUCCAGAGGCUUGAGAAAGACCCUACCAUCGAGCAGAGUUUCUUGAUGGCUUACUCGUGCAUGGUCCAGAGCCAACCAAUUGAAGAGUACAGCAACUACUUCAAUUCUCAACGACAGCUACAAGGGGCAGAUGGGCUAGCAAGAGACAGGGACUUGCAGACCUUCAUGCUCGGGCAUGGUCUUUUUGUUCUGCAUAAUGGUAUCACGGGAGACUUGGCCAGGAAAGAUGUUUCGGCUGCCAUAGGAGAUGCUGUUUGUGUUUUCCCUGGUCUUUCAACACCAUUUGUACUUCGACAGCAGGAGAAUGGGAGUUUUCGUGUUAUAAGCCAAGCUGCCUUUUGGAAGUAUCCGGGCACAGAUAUCAGGGAGGAUGCUCUCGAGGAGUACCGCCAGUCCUUUGUGGACGCUCAUCACAAACGUCCCUCGAAGCAUGAGGUUCGCUGUAGCGUUCUAUCGGUCAUCCAGGUUAUUAUUCCCUGGGAGCUAGGUGCAACAUGGAAAGUACCGGGUACGAUAGGUUGCAAAAGCUAG